AUGUUUUGGCUACGGGACUACAUCGAUUACUAUUGGGGAGUUGGAGUGAACGAUUUCGACUUCUAUUUUGAUGCUGACGAGUACCCGGACGAGAAGGAGUUUGGCUUUAAGAAACUUGCUGGAUUCCUCGGUAAUCCGCUCUACAAGCAUCACAAGGCGUUCCUCAAUCUCGACUACAACCAAACGGUCUCAGUGCGCAAAUUCUCACUGGUAGUUGUCUACGAGAACAACACGUCAUGGGACGAUCGAAUAGAUCUUAUGCUGAAAUGGAGAGCGAUCGUUGACAGGUACCCGAGCCUCAAUGCAAGUGUGUGGAAUGUGAACGCUAUGUUUGUUGAUCAAAUGUUGAGCUUGAAGUCGCUCACGUGGCAGACAUGUUUGUGGACUUUGUUCUGCAUGGCGAUCGUUUGCGCAAUUUUUAUCCAAAAUCCGAUAUCGGUUAUUAUGGCCACUACUGCGAAUCGCAUCGAUCAGUCUUGGUACCUCUCAUUCUGGCAUCUUGACCUCGAUCCAGUUUCUCUUUGUGCGGUUCUCAUCAGCAUCGGCAUGGCCGUCGACUUCGUUGCUCACACUACAUACCAUUAUCAGUUGUCUAAUACCGGAGUAGAUCAAAGAAAAGGGCCAAGAGAUACGCGAGUGAACUCGCCCACCGAGCAGCAGAAUACGACACACGAUCAGCAACAUUGCGUGGCCAAUGUCACAAGCCGGCAUCUCCACUGUCAUCUGCAUUCUUCCCAUCGUCGUCCUACAGAACUACAUUCACUGAGUGUUGUGGUGCAAGACGACAACAGACUUGUUAUUCCAUUGCGUGUUUUGAACUUCAACUGUUAUCGGGUCCUAGUGAACGCUCGGAAUGAAGUCGCUGGCCAGGAGAUGUUGCUUCUCGAUGGCGACGCCAUUCGUACAUGA
Ostertagia ostertagi is the source of this 909-nucleotide messenger RNA. Lineage: Eukaryota; Metazoa; Nematoda; Chromadorea; Rhabditida; Trichostrongylidae. The record is from the annotation of a GenBank genome assembly.